Messenger RNA from Eutrema salsugineum, 474 nucleotides. RefSeq names its product ubiquitin-conjugating enzyme E2 28-like. Bases 1 to 474 code for a protein of 157 amino acids. The transcript is spliced from 2 exons. Lineage: Eukaryota; Viridiplantae; Streptophyta; Magnoliopsida; Brassicales; Brassicaceae. The record is from RefSeq and is a predicted model, not a curated record.
AUGCAAAGCAACAGUUCAGUCCCGUACUGGGAGAAAUCUCUCACGCAGCAGAAAAAGGAAAUUGAGAGGGUUAAGAGCCCGCUUUACAGCCCCGUUGAUGGAAAAAUCUGUUAUUGGGAGGCUCUGCUUUUUGGACCAGCAGGAUCGCCUUACGAGAACGGAGUCUUCCAAAUUGCCAUGCACUUUCCGCCAGAAUACCCGUUCAAGCCACCCAAGGUCUUCUUCAGAACCAAGGUCUUUCACCCCAAUGUAGGAGAUCGUGGACAUAUCUUCCUACGGAUGCUCACUACUGACUACUUCUCGCCUAGUUACACCGUCCAUAAGAUUCUCACUAAAAUUCAUGAGAUGCUGAGCAACCCAGAAUUGGGUGAGGGGGACUACUUUGAUGAAGACAAAGCGAAGAUGUACAAGGAAGACAAGGCGGGGUUUGAUGAAAUAGCUCGGGAAUAUACUUUGGAGCACGCUAGGGUUUAG